AUGGAAGCACCGUCGUCGACACUCAUCGUGUGCGUGUCCCUGGGCGUCAUUGCGAUCGUGACGCUGCUGAUUACUGGCGUAUUGCUGCUGCUCCGGCGUAGCCAGCACAAGAGCCCGCAGGACGACCUGGAGCAGGGCACGGAGAAUAGCAGCGAGCGGCAGCCGCUGCUGAAUGACGCGUCGAUUCGGACGCGGUACGCACAGGACUCGAACGAGUUUGCGAGGCCGUUCAUUGUGCGCGAGGGCGGACUGUCGCCGAACGCCGGGUCGACAGCCAUUGGCAGCGCAAUGGGGUUCAGUCCCGUCGAGAAUGUAGUGACGAUUGUGCCCAGCGACUCGUCGGAUUCAGAGUCGAGCGCUGACUCGUGCUCAACCGCGCCAAACUCUGGCAAUGCAGCAGAGGAUGCACACGCUGGGAUCGCCACGAAGCCAGCUGAGACACCCAGCGUCGUCGUGGACGAGGUUGCCGAGCCCAUGCAGGAGGCAAAGAGGGACGAGAAUGUGUCUGCGCAGGACUCUGGCAGCGAGGCGGUGGCGAGUGAAAGCGUGGUCCUACCCCGCAGCACCGCCAUCGGCGAGCCCAGAGCGGCGCCCAUGCCAGUACACACACGGUUUUCAUUUACGCAGCUGUCCGAGUCCGAGGACACCGACAUGACCACCGAUGAUGACGAGGAGAAGCCAGCAACGAGGACGUUUGCUGAUGUGACCGCGAAGCGGCUGGGCAGGCGCGAGCCGUCGCAGAGCUCGGGCGACACUGCGGUGAUGUCAGGUAAGGCUGGUCCGCAGAGCACGGCGCAGGGCCCACGGCAGCGGGGAUUCACGCUGAACGCACAGGCCAAGGCAUUUCGUGCCGAACAAGCUGCGGCACAGCUCGGGAUCGGUCAGCCGGGUGACGACGCAAUCUCGCGCCAGCUGAGCGCGCCGCAGAUGCAGGCACUGGGCCGGGCGGCUGCGAAUGGUGGCAGGGAGCAGCAGCAGGCGUCGCAGCCAGGCGGGCGGACGGUCGACGGCGGCAGUAACUGCAAAUACGUGCACCCGUCGCAGACGUGCAGGAUGUACCCGGACUGCAGCUACAGCAACCACUGCAUCUACAUCCACCCGAGCGACACCCACAAGAUCAACAUCAUGCUGUCGCGCGGCAACAGCCGCCGCUCCAAGCGCAGCCAGCAGGACAUUCUGCGCCUCAACAACCUCGAGGCCUAUGUUGCCGACAACUGA
Messenger RNA from Linderina pennispora, 1218 nucleotides. RefSeq lists its product as uncharacterized. The transcript is spliced from 6 exons. Bases 1 to 1218 code for a protein of 405 amino acids. The record is from RefSeq and is a predicted model, not a curated record. NCBI's taxonomy places the organism in Eukaryota, Fungi, Kickxellomycota, Kickxellomycetes, Kickxellales, Kickxellaceae.